CACACAUUACCUUCUCUGCUCCACCAUUCAUUUAGAAUAGCUACUUGUCUCCCAUUUUCUCCACCAUGUGGUUUGGGACUUCUUCCUUUAUUCUUGCCUUUUGGUUUUGGGCUUUAGCUCACUGUGGCUCCCAGACAAGGCCUCGUUCCAACAUGACUGACCAGGAGCUCUUCUGGGGAGCUGACCAGUAUGAUUUCUCAGUGGUGCUUCCAGCAGCUGCCACAGAAUGCUUCUGGCACUUUGCUCACCACAAAGAAAGGUUUUACCUGAACUUCAUGGUCCAGUGGGUGACGGGAAUCGGUCUUGACAAGCAUUUAUCAGUCACUGUCAAUGCUCCCAGCAGUCUGUUGAUAUCUACUGUUGAUGAUGCAAAGGGUCAGAUCAACUUUGAGGUCGAAGAAACAGGUUUCUAUCAGAUGUGUUUGAGCAACUUCCACAACCGCUUCAACUCGAUGCAGGUCUUCCUCAGCUUCGGUGUUUACUAUGACAACAUCCAGGACCCUUCUAAAGGCAAGGCGGAGGAAACAAAGGAGGAGGAGGAGAAACUGAACAACACAUUCAGCAUUAUUCAGCGGGCAACCAACAAAGUGGAGCGUCACGUCUUCCACAUAUUUCGCUACUACAGCUUUGGCCGCAUAUCAAAGAGUGCAGACUACUUCCUGCUGCAGUCCAACUCCAGGUACAUCACAUGGUGGUCAAUGGCCCUCAGCUUGCUCAUCAUCACCUCUGGGUACCUGCAGCUCCUCUUCCUCAAAAGCCUCUUUGUAAGCAAAGCUGAGAACGAGAAGCCACGGUGCUGACAGAAGGUGUAAGAACAGAAAACAGGUUAUAGUCUAAACCAUGAACAAUCCUUGCCUAACUAACUUCUCUGUGUUCUGGAUCUGUGUGAAACCUGAAAUAAAGGCUCUGAAAACAUCUGA
Molecule: messenger RNA, 920 nt
Organism: Cyprinodon tularosa
Lineage: Eukaryota; Metazoa; Chordata; Actinopteri; Cyprinodontiformes; Cyprinodontidae
Gene: tmed6
Product: transmembrane p24 trafficking protein 6
Exons: 4
Coding region: 66-800 (244 amino acids)
Biological process (GO): Golgi organization; intracellular protein transport; endoplasmic reticulum to Golgi vesicle-mediated transport
Cellular component (GO): endoplasmic reticulum-Golgi intermediate compartment; COPII-coated ER to Golgi transport vesicle; Golgi apparatus
Source: RefSeq, a predicted model, not a curated record